GACAGCGGAUGCAGACGGUGCAGUCUGUCAGAGAGAAAUACUAGAGACGGGAUUUUUGUUCCAUCGGAAUUGCACGCAAUUCCGAACAGACUUUUGUUCUUCCAAGAAAACGAGUAAUGCUGUCGUGACGUUCGUGAAACAGAAUCGCGUUUGCGAAGAGGACAACGUGCAAGGCGGUCUACUUUCGCCAACGUUUCUAACAAGAAACGACGGGAUUUCCGACUCCCAGCUACAUUGCCUAGAUAGACCUUUAGCCAUUUUUGUAGUCCGGUGCUUGCUAAACAAACGUGCCUCUUGUCCGCAAUGGCGGAAACAAAUGGGGCCACAAAUUUGAACACGAAAAACGGCAAUUUUAUCUGCGGCGUUGUCGAAGGAUUUUAUGGUCGACCUUGGACCACGGAGCAAAGAAAAGAUCUAUUUCAGAAAUUGAAAAAAUGGGGAAUGGAUUCUUACUUGUAUGCUCCAAAAGAUGACUAUAAACAUCGUGCAUAUUGGAGGGAUCUGUACACAGUAGAAGAAGCAGAGCAUUUAACAGGGUUGAUAACAGCUGCUAGAGAAUGUGGCAUCACAUUUUACUAUGCCUUGUCUCCGGGAUUAGAUAUCACUUACUCAAGCACAAAAGAAGUCACUAUAUUAAAGAGAAAGUUGGAACAAGUUAGCCAGUUCGGCUGUACAGCAUUUGCAUUGUUGUUCGACGACAUAGAACCAGAGAUGAGUGAAGCUGAUAAAGAAGUAUUCCAAUCAUUCGCUCAUGCACAAGUUUCUGUUACGAAUGAUAUUUUCCAUCAUCUUGGACAACCUCGAUUCCUGUUGUGUCCGACACAAUACUGCGCGACACGAGCAAUGCCAAACGUAGCAUCCUCAGAGUAUCUCAAUACCCUUGGCAGUAAACUAGCCCAAGAAAUUGACAUAAUGUGGACUGGACCUAAAGUAAUAUCUAGACUUCUAACUGUGGAAUCCAUCGAGGAGAUUACCGAAGUUUUGCGAAGACCUCCAGUGAUAUGGGAUAAUUUACACGCUAACGACUAUGACCAAAAGAGAGUGUUCUUGGGGCCAUAUUCCGGCAGAUCUCCUGAUCUGAUUCCUAAAUUGAGAGGCGUUUUAACCAACCCGAACUGUGAAUAUGGGGCAAACUUCAUUGCAAUCCAUACAUUAGCUCAGUGGAGUAGAUGUAACGUAGAUGGAAAAAGAGACUUAAGUUUAAAUGAUACUGUAUCGGCCGACAUAAAAUUGGAAACCGAAACAGAGGACGGAGUACUCGGUGAGGAUGUACCUUUGACGAUGUCUCCGAACAUAUAUCACCCUCGAUAUGCUUUGAAGAACGCUAUUAAUGAAUGGUUAUUGGAAUUUAACAAGAAACGAAACGCGUGGGGCGUCAUAGCAAAACCACAGCCGUGUGUCGCCCCUACGAUACCAAUUCCGAUUAUACCGUCUGUCAAUACGUGUAUGAGUCUCACAUCAACGACGACUACGACGACCACGCCUGCUCUCGCGACACCUACGCCGGUGACUACUUCAAACCAUCUUCAGGCGUUAGCCGAAGUCUGCUCAAGCGUGACGACUACCGAUGGCUUCGUACCUCCCCCUGUCCCAGUAAUGAAUUCCUUGGUGUCCGAAACGACUGUCAUUAGCGAGCCCAUUAUCUCGUCAAUUUCUACUAGCGGUGAUACCGCGCCGAGUUCGAACAAUCUAUCGUCCAUGGAACCAAUGGAUUGCAACACUACACCUAACAGUUCUCCAGCACAUGUAGCUAAAGUUCAAUCAGAGGAUGACGCUAUGGUAGAGAACGUUUCUACUUGUAGCGAAGCCUCCGGCAGUAUGCAAGUGGAAGUGGAUGGUACCUCUCCUGUUGUAAAUGGUAGUCAAAUGAUUGUUGAAAAUGACAAUGGCGAUUGCGGAGACCAAGAACUUCAAGACUCGAUAGAUGCCGACAAACGGUUGACCCAAGAGGAUCUGUCGUUAUUAUGCGAUCUGUUCUAUUUGCCGUUCGAACAUGGUGGUCAAGGAAUUCAGUUGUUGCAGGAGUUCAAUUGGUUGAAGAGCAACGCUCAUGUCGUUAUGAGAAAACCUAAAGAAAACGAAGCUUCGUCUCAAUCUGAUAUCGAAGAAUGGCACACACGAGCUGCUAAGUUGAACGAUAUGUGCAACGCUGUAAACAGACUGUUUCAAAGACUCACGUAUUGUAAUAAUCGCGAGCUAUUGUACGAUCUGUAUUCGUACGUAUGGGACAUGCGGGGAGUUGUGUCUUUACUAAAUAGUUACGUGAAAUGGUUGGCGUUUGGCAGAUUCCCGUCGACGAUGACAACGUUUACCCAGGGAAGCUACACAUGGUUCUCGAAUGGCUGGAAAGAGACUUUUAUGAGCGGAGAUCAAGAACCAUGGGUAUUCCGUGGAGGACUUACAGCUGAUCUUCAGAGAUUGAUUCCAGUCGACAGCGGUAAUGACUUGUUCAUUUAUAAAGCACCAGAAGUGCCCAGUAGUAAAAUCUACACAAUUAGGCCUUACUUACCAAACGACGAGGAAGCAGUUUAUGCCGUGUGCAAUAAAAUUAACGGCUGCACGAGUUCGUCUGCAGUGGCCGAUAGAUUGGUCGGUGGUUUCUUAACUAUGUGUCCAGAAGUAUGUAUGGUCGUUGAAGAUGAAAGCGGUAUAGUAGGUUACGCGUUGGCUGCCUUAAAUGUAAAGACUUAUAAACAGAAAUUAGCCGUGUCUUGGAUUCCCGAACUGCGAAUGAAAUAUCCGUUGGAUGACAAUGUUAAUGAAUUGCCGCAAAUCGUUCAGGAUGCCAUACAGUAUUUCCAUUCGUUUGUGCCGGAUGUAUGCGAACAAUUGUGCAGGCAACAUCCGUCAAAAGUAAUGUGUGGUAUAUUGCCGAACGUUACAGAUCAAUCUGUCCCAAAAAGAUUGAUUACAUGUAUCCUAGCAGCUCUGAGAGCAAACGGUUCUUUCGGUGUGCAUACAACGAUGCCGAGAGAGGAUAAGGAGACUCACGAGUUCUACAGUAAAUUAGGUUUCGUCGAUUUGAAUCCUACGCACGAGGACCAUACUGGAAUCAAAACUAUGUGCAGAAGUUUCUAACAAAGAGUGAGUACGCCAGUGAUAUUUGUGAAUAAAGUGUAUUUACUUGGACCAUCUCCGAAGAAGACUUCGAUCAUUUAAAUAUGAGGUUUUAUAUAGCUCCUCUGGAGAAAAAAAAUGGUCCGAGAAACCAUCCAAUCAUUAUUAUUUUCGCGCAAUCAACAAAGAUCAAUUCGCCAUAAAUACUUUGCGAAUAAAAGAGAGAAAAACGCAGGCAGAUCAAGAUUUAUAUCUUCGUAUUUAAUACUAUACUAAAAGAUAUAGCUGACCUGAAUCAAAAACAGUAUAAAAAAAGGAAGAAAAA
This is a messenger RNA of Ceratina calcarata, 3382 nucleotides long. It is a transcript of the gene Oga, whose product is annotated as O-GlcNAcase. Gene Ontology annotation, biological process: glycoprotein metabolic process. NCBI's taxonomy places the organism in Eukaryota, Metazoa, Arthropoda, Insecta, Hymenoptera, Apidae. The record is from RefSeq and is a predicted model, not a curated record. The transcript has 13 exons. Gene Ontology annotation, molecular function: beta-N-acetylglucosaminidase activity. Bases 304 to 3078 code for a protein of 924 amino acids.